CAGUAGGUGUGUCAGUCAGGGGGAGUAGAGUCUAAGUGGUGAGGAGUGGAACCGCUAUCUGGUUGUGCACCUUUCACCAUGGUUGACACCCGUAGUGGGAAGAGUACUGCCCCCUCUGAGGCCGAGCAGGCCCGGAUCGCCGCCCUUCUGAGAGAGAAAAAGGAGAAGAAAGAGCUCCUUAAGCAGGUGAAGUUAAAGGCCAUUGCAGAGGAGCAGGUGGCGAAGAAGAAGAGAUUGGAGGAGGAGAUGCUGAGAUUUCAAAAGGAGAAGAUGCUGCAAAUACAGCUAGAGGAAGAGGAAAGAAGAAGGGCUGCAGAGGAAGAAGCAGCCGCAACGGAGGAGGAAGAAGAAGAAGAAGAGCCCCUUGAAAGAGGACGUGGAGAAGAGAGAGGGGAAGCAAGUGGCACAAAGGAGGAGGACAGAUGGAGGGAGAAGAAGAUUAGUGAAUGGGUGGCUAAUUUAUCAUUGGAAGAAGAUGAUGAGGCACAGCGAUAUGUGCCACAGGAGGAGAGGGAGGCGUUUGCCAGGGCCCUGGAGUCAAUAGAGGAUCUCCUGGAACGCCAGGCGACAGAAGAUGAAAAGAAGUUGGAGUGGAAGUUGAACAUGAUGAGGGAAAAGAAGAGGAGGGAGGAAGCCAGCAGAAUAGCCGGGGGAGAUAACUCCUUGGCACAUUGCUGCCUCAGUGCUCCCUCGUUCGCGCGAUUAGUGAAAAAGGAGCAAUUAGAGGAUCAGGUCUUUGUAGUGUAUGUAAGGUCUGUCACAGAGCCUAAUCAAGAGGACAGUUCCAUGGAUCCAGCCAUUGCCAAGCUGUUGGAAGAGUUUAAAGAUCUCAGAGAGCCGCCGACAGGAGUAGUGCCGCGACCGAUCCAGCACAGGAUAGAGAUAGAGCCUGGCAGUAAAACUCCUAAGGGCGCAGUCUACAGGAUGUCCCCUAGAGAGUUAGAGGAGCUGCGCAAGCAACUAGACGAGCUCCUUGAGAAGGGUUGGAUUAGGCCCAGUUCGUCUCCUUUUGGAGCACCAAUUUAUUUUUUCCCUAAGAAGGAAGGAGAGUUGCGAAUGUAUAUAGACUAUAGGGGUCUGAAUGCUAUCACAGUCAAGAAUGUUGAACCACUGCCCAGUAUAGACGAUCUCUUAGAUCGGGUGCAGGGUUGCAAGUAUUUCUCAAAGAUAGAUUUGAAGUCCGAUUAUCAUCAGAUAGAGGUCCAUCCUGAUGACCAGUACAAGACUCCAUUCCAGACUAGAUAUGGGCAUUAUGAAUUCAUAGUGAUGCCCUUUGGAUUGACCAAUGCGCCAGCGACAGUUCAGCGAUGUAUGAACGAUUUGUUUAGGCCUUGGUCAGAUAGAUUCGUCGUAGUUUAUUUAGACAAUAUCUUAGUGUUUAGUAGGACCCUCCAAGAACACCAGGGUCAUUUGAGGAAGGUCUUGGAGAAGCUGAGAGAAGCUAACUUCAAGAUCAAUGCAAAGAAGUGUGAGUGGGCCAAGACACAAGUUUUGUACUUGGGCCUAGUGUUAGACGGAGAUGGCAUUAAACCUGAGGACAGUAAGAUAGCGCCGAUUAGAGAUUGGCCGACGCCCCACACAUUGACUGAGUUGCGGUCGUUCUUAGGCCUGGCUAACUAUUAUAGGAAGUUCGUGAGGAACUUCUCCACUAUCGCCGCUCCCCUUCGCAAAUUGCUCAAGAAAGAGGCAAUCUGGCAGUGGGAUAAGGAUUGUACGUCUGCGCUAAAGAAGUUAAAGCGCGCGUUGAUAGAGUACCUUGUCCUUAAAGUAGCGGAUCCGUCCUUGCCAUUUGUCGUCACCAUGGACGCGAGUCGGUAUGGUAUAGGCGCCGUGUUACAGCAGGACGACGACAAUGGCUACAGACCCGUAGAGUUCAUGUCAGCGAGGAUGCCCUCAAAGAAGGUUGCUACCUCGACGUAUGAGAGGGAACUCUACGCUCUCAUGCAGGCUUUAGAGCACUGGAAGCAUUAUCUGCCUGGGAGGCACUUCAAGGUGUAUUCAGACCAUGAGACACUUAGAUGGCUGAAGACACAGACCAAGAUGACACCUAAGUUGAGUAGGAGGGCCGCUGAGAUAGACCAGUACGACUUUGAGCUCAAGCUGGUUAAGGGAAAGUACAAUGUAGUUGUGGAUGCUCUGAGUAGGAGGUCAGACUACUUUGGAGCCAUAGUUCACUAUCUGGACAUAGGGCGUGACCUGCAAGAGAAAGUUAGACAGGCGUAUGCGCAGGAUCCUAUCUAUAGUGACCUCCUCAAGAGGGUUAAAGAGGGUUAAAGAGGUUCCAGAGACCGAGCCAGAUUACCGAACUACAGAGGGUUUGUUAUUCGAGAAGACUAAUUUAGUAGAUCGCCUAUGUGUUCUCAACAGUGAGGAAAUCCACAGUUUGAUCCUAGGGGAAUGCCAUGAUACAGAGGGACACUUCGGUUGGCAAAAGACUUUAGCCAAUCCUAUGCACGCGUACACAUGGCCAGGAAUGAAAAACGAUUGCAUAG
Molecule: messenger RNA, 2492 nt
Organism: Chara braunii
Lineage: Eukaryota; Viridiplantae; Streptophyta; Charophyceae; Charales; Characeae
Source: the annotation of a GenBank genome assembly